Molecule: messenger RNA, 8805 nt
Organism: Nilaparvata lugens (brown planthopper)
Lineage: Eukaryota; Metazoa; Arthropoda; Insecta; Hemiptera; Delphacidae
Gene: scrib
Product: protein scribble homolog
Exons: 33
Coding region: 164-5086 (1640 amino acids)
Biological process (GO): neurotransmitter receptor transport, endosome to postsynaptic membrane; neurotransmitter receptor transport postsynaptic membrane to endosome
Cellular component (GO): adherens junction; postsynaptic density; postsynaptic membrane
Molecular function (GO): protein binding
Source: RefSeq, a predicted model, not a curated record
CGUUUACACACAGUCGUGUCGUUGGUCGUUGGUGUAGUUCAAGUAGUGAUGGGUGUUGUUCUAGUUGAAAUUUGUGCUAAGAGUUUCUACGAGAUGUGUUGUUAAAGUGCAGUUAAAUGUGUAAAUAAUUAUGAAGUGUUGUGGUCUCAUUACGUAGGAAGACAUGUUUCGUUGUAUUCCUAUUUUCAAGGGAUGUAAUCGGCAAGUCGAAUAUGUUGACAAGCGUCACUGUUCACUACCGUCUGUCCCCGAAGACAUUUUGCGUUAUUCAAGAAGCCUUGAGGAACUUCUGUUGGAUGCCAACCAUAUCAAAGAUCUUCCAAAGAACUUCUUUCGGUUGCACAGACUACGUAGGCUAGGCCUUAGUGACAAUGAAAUUCACAGGUUGCCACCUGAAAUUCAAAACUUCGAAAACUUGGUUGAGUUGGACGUUUCCAGAAAUGAUAUACCAGACAUUCCAGAAAACAUCAAGAAUCUGCGAGCUCUUCAAGUCGCAGAUUUCAGUAGCAACCCCAUUCCAAUGUUACCACCAGGUUUCGUCCAGCUCAAGAACUUGACGGUUCUGGGGCUCAAUGAUAUGUCCCUGACCAAUCUUCCACCAGAUUUCGGAUGUUUGAUCAGCUUACAAUCAUUAGAGCUCCGAGAAAAUCUGCUCAAAUCAUUACCUGAGUCUCUAUCCCAGUUGAGUAAAUUAGAACGACUCGACCUAGGAGACAACGAAAUUGAAGUUCUGCCGGAACACAUAGGAAGGCUGCCUGCUCUCCAAGAGUUAUGGUUAGAUCACAACCAAUUACAGCAUUUACCGCCGGAAAUUGGUUACCUAGAGAAUUUGAAUUGCUUGGACGUCUCCGAAAAUAGGUUAGAGGACUUACCAGAAGAAAUAGGUGGAUUGUGCAAUCUGACGGACCUGCAUUUAUCGCAAAACGUAGUGGAAACUCUGCCCGAUGGUCUCGGCCAACUGCAUAGGCUCACCAUCCUCAAAGUCGACCAAAAUAGGCUAGCAAUAUUGAACGCAAAUAUUGGACAAUGUGCAUCCCUCCAAGAACUCAUUCUGACGGAGAAUUUCUUAGUAGAGCUGCCAUCUAGCAUAGGAAAUCUCACUCAGUUGACUAAUCUAAAUGUUGACCGAAAUAGCCUUCAUAGUCUUCCUCUAGAAAUCGGAAGGUUAUCACAGUUGGGUGUAUUAUCAUUAAGAGAUAAUAAACUACAAUACCUUCCAUCUGAAGUUGGAAAUUGUUCAGAACUGCAUGUGCUUGAUGUAUCUGGUAAUAGGUUACAAUACUUGCCGAUGUCGCUGGCCAACCUGAGCCUGAAGGCGGUGUGGCUGUCCGAGAACCAGGCGCAGCCGAUGCUCAAGUUCCAGACCGACACGGAUGAGGCGACCGGCGACCAGGUGCUCACCUGCUUCCUGCUGCCCCAGCUCGAGUACCAGACCGACAUCAAUGCGUCAGUCCACCACCACCAGCCCUAUGACUUUGCUGUCUCUCCCCCAGAUGGCGGCCGGCGCAGGGGGCGGGGCGACGACAGUGACGAUGAGGAAGAGGAGGAGGAUGACAAUUGGGAGGAGAAGGAGGCCUCCCGCCAGCACUCUGUCAAAUUCACCGACGAUGUCCAACAACAGGAAACUGGCAAAGAGACUCCAUUCGUCCGUCAGAAUACACCUCAUCCUAAGGAUUUGAAAGCGAAGGCUCAUAAAUUAUUUAGUAAAUCGAAAAGUAAUGACAGUAGAGAACUGUCAGUUGAGGAGGAGGAUAGCCGGACGCAGAAUGACAGGCUUUAUUCAAGUGAAGUGGAGCAGAAUAGUGAUAGAAGCUCUCUAACCGAAACUGUGUCCAGAGAUGGCGAUCUUAUCAAGGAAUUGACUUCAAAAUUGUUGAUACGAGAGGGAAAGGCAACUGCAAACGCGGCAGCCAGUGAGACGGCAAGCGACACGGGGCAUAGUGAAAUGGAAGACGACGUUGUAAGCAACCAGGGCUUGUCGGGCUUGCAGGAGAGGCAUGUGGAGUUCGAGUCGCCGACGCGGCAGUCGGGGGCGGGAGCUGGGGCGGGGGUGGCUUAUGCAGAGGCGGCGGAUGCGGAGGGGGCGGAUCGGCCCAACCGACUGCACCGUCGCGACACCCCCCACCACCUCAAGAACAAACGCAUCAACCAGCAUCACAAUCUCGACAAAGAGAAAGUGGCUGCCAUUAUUGCAAACGCGAUAAGCAAGAAGAGGGGCGAAGACGACGCUGUAGACAGUGACAGAGGAACGUUCUAUCCCACUCCGCCUGACUCGGUGUCCGACCGCACUCAUGAUCUGGGAGUGAGCCAAAGCGACAUCAGAGAAGAGACAUUCGACAUUCACAUAAAGAAAACAUCAUCUGGACUUGGACUGUCAAUAGCCGGUGGCCUGGGGUCGACGCCUUUCAAGGGCGAGGAUGAGGGAAUUUUCAUAUCGAAAAUAUCCGAAGGAGGACCGGCUGAUUGUGCAGACCUCAGGGUGGGUGAUAAAGUGAUAUCGGUGAAUGAUCGUUCUCUGGUCGGCAUCAACCAUUACGACGCCGUUGAAAUCCUUCUUACGGCUGGUUCAGAUCUGGUUCUCCGGAUAGUAAGGGAAUUCGGUCCUAUUCCGAAUAAGCAAAACUCGCCGACAGCGCGAACUGCUGAUUCAGCAUGUUCGAGCUUGAGCACAAGUCGAGCGCCGAGUGCCGCAUCUCAUACGUCGGGAUUCGAGAGUGCGUCGGCACUGAAUGGACCCACCUCGCACCCAAAGCCCAAACACAACGAUGACGUCAAAAAACAGAAACUAUUAGUUUACACGACGCUGAUCCGAGCGCAGAACGGUCUCGGCUUCAGUAUUGCUGGUGGUAAAGGCUGUGUGGUGGAGAACGAUUCGGAUAUUAUUUAUAUAUCGAAAAUAACGCCAGGUGGAGUGGCCGAGAAGGACGGGAAGCUGCAGGUGGGCGAUCGGGUCAAGUCGAUAAACGGGGUGGACAUGACGGGAGCCACGCAUGCGCAGGCGGUUGGUCUGCUCACCAACAUGGAGAGGUUUGUGCGGCUGGUGGCUGAGCGGGAGGUGCCAGUCUCUGAGCUGCAGCAACAGCAGCAGAGGUCGCCGCGACUGUUUGGGCCGCCGAAGCCCUACUCGACGGCGCAGGGAGGCCUCUACUCACCCGACAGCUACAUGGCCAACCGGCCUGGCUACACGGCUUCCCCCGCCGUCGCUGCCCCAGCCGCCGCACCGCCCAAGCCCGCUCCACGAAAGCUCACACAUUCCACCUCGUCAACCACCUCUGAACCCGAAUCUCCGCAGGAUGUGACCCUGGUGAAAGCUGGUGGUUCUCUGGGUUUCAGUAUUAUUGGAGGGACUGAUCAUUCAUGCAUUCCAUUUGGUGGUGCCAAUCCAGGAAUAUUUGUUUCACAUGUUGUUCCUGGAGGCAUUGCUGCGAAUUCUGGUAAACUGAGAAUGGGAGACAGAAUAUUGAAAGUUAACGGCCAAGAUAUUUCCAAGUGCAGUCAUCAGGAUGCCGUUAUGGCACUACUCACCUCUGGCGAUGAAAUUGUUCUCAAUGUUCAACACGAUCCACUUCCUGAAGGCUAUCAGAAAUUGACCAUCGUAAGAGGAGAGGGAGAAAAGCUGGGAAUGCAUAUCAAGGGAGGCCUGCGUGGACACAGGGGCAAUCCUCUCGAUAAGACUGACGAAGGAGUUUUCAUUUCGAAAAUAAAUUCAGGCGGUGCAGCAAAGAGAGACGGACGAUUGAAGGUCGGAAUGAGACUAUUAGAAGUGAACGGCACAUCUCUUCUAGGAGCUUCGCACCAAGAAGCUGUCAACUGUCUGAGAACGUCCGGCCGAGAAAUCCAAUUAGUUGUUUGUAAAGGUUAUGACAAAGCCGAAAUAGAGAAACUCUUAGCUGAAGGCAAGUUGACUAAAGAGAAUAAGUCCGCCUCUCACAGUGUAUCUAGUCUUGACAAGGAUUACGACUCUGAUACCUUGAAGCAGGAACAGGAAAUGAAACAGGAGCUUGUUGCCUGGGAAAAGGAAGAAGAAGAUGUACGGAAAGAAAAAGACUGCAAAGAGUUGGACGAGAUUAGAUCGAAAUCAACUCCUGAAAAGGUGCUGGAUGUAGUGCGGGCAGCUGAGCUGCUGGCGCUUGGCGGGGCGGACACCUUAACCAAGCCCAAAUCGCCCGGGGGACCAAAAUCGGGUGACAGCCUCAAAACGACCACCAUUGUCAUGAGCAAGCACACGCUCGCACCUCAGUCCAGUCAACAGCCACAACAACAGCAGCAGCAGCAGCAGCAAAUCACUCCAACAACACCGACUAACACGACUGGUCCUGUAAAAGCAUCUGUCAGUGAUAAGAAGAAAUUCUUCGAGAAGGCAAUGGAAGAGCAUCAUCAACCCUCUCCAAAACCAGAGCGAGUUUUUUCGUUCCUAAGCCAAGAUGAAGUGGAGAAGAUGAAGCAAGAAGAAGAGCGAAAAAUAGCCUCAUUAUCAAGAUCUGAACUCAAAAACUGGAGUAGAAUAGACGAGAAUGAAGAAGACGGGUUUGGUGCAGAGAAUGAAGAUGAAAACAGACCAUCUUCAAAUGAAAAUCCUCUUGCUGGUCUUGGCAAUGUCCAUACAGCCAAAGCUGAAAGAAGAUUAAAGGAGAGACUUCUGCAAGAGGGUCUACUGAGUGACGAGGAUCUCGAUCUGACUCCAGCUGAACAGAGGGCGCUGCGUGCUGAACAGAGAGCCGCUUGGAGAACUGCCAGAUUGAAAUCACUUGAGCAGGAUGCCCUGCAAGCUCAGAUAGUAAUUAAGAAAAUGAAUGAAAUGAUAAAGAGCAAAGAACAGGUCCAAGACUCGGACAAGGAUGGUCCGCCGCCGCUCAUUGAGAAUGCCCUCAUCGAGGCAGGUGACACCAACAGCACCGAAUCCAACAACACUGUUCUGCUCGAAAACAACAAUGAGCCUCUCAACCCUCUACCCAGACAUGAUCAUCAAAACAAUCUGCCCGAGCUUAUUCAGUUUGUUUGUUCCAUGUAUAAUGAACAGCAAGGUGGAAACCACGAGAGAGAAGAUAGUCUCGUUGGAAUUGAGCAGUCCAAAAUGGACAAGUGAAAAAGACACUGAUGUGAACAGCGGCGACGACAGCUUGGAUAGCAAACGGAUUGCAAAUGACUCGACCGACGAAAACGAAAAAGACGAAACCGAAGAAGAAGACAUCGAUGAUGAUGAUGACGACGACGACGACGACGACGAUGAUGAUGAGGAGGAGGACGAUGAAGAACAAGGAGGUGAAGAUGUGGAGAAUGAUAGUAGUAAUUCCAGUUCUCCAAACAAAGAUGUCGACCAAACGGUCAAGAGAUAAAGUAUUAGAACAUUCAGAUAAGGCAUUUACAUCCGUCCUCUUCCAUUAACCAAUCACUCAUCAUUUCAUUCUGUUGAUAACAUCUGAUCGAACCCCAUCUCAAAUAAUGUCUCUUUUAUAAAAAUUAGAUUGGUGAAAAAAUAAUUUCAAUAUUGAUGAUUAAGAUGGAACUCCAGGAUUAUAAAUUGUGAAUAAGAUAAUUAUUAUUGUAUCUAUAAAAUAAUAUUAAUUUUUCAAGCCAGUAAUUCUAUUCAUUGUUAUAAUAUUCAUGCAUGAAUAGUAUUGCAACGGAAUUGUUCUAUGUGAUUAUUAUUAUUGUACAUUGAUUAAUAGCUUAAGAACGUAGACAUUUGAAUAGUAUCUUAUUGAAUGUCAUUUCCAGUAUUCAAUCCGAAUCAUUAAAAAGUAUUUUAUUAUAUAUGUAAGUCUAAUCCAAACUUUUAUAUUUUUACAACUUUUGAACAAAUGACAUGGCCAUUUUGUAAGUAAUGUAAUAGACAUUUACUGUAACCUGCGAACAUUCAUAGUGAUUUUUGUGAAAUUCAAAAUCAUUGAUUUAUACAAGUGUACUUAAUUCGGACACUAAUUAUCCUUUUAUUGGAAUCAGCUAUCAUAAUUAUAAUGUAAGAUAGUCUGCGAUAGUUUAAAAUUUGGGACAAAAAUCCAUCACUCUUCUUUUUAAAACUUGUGGCGCUAAUUUGUAAUAUUCUUCAAAACACUAGAAGAUUUAUUUUUCAAGCAUAGCAUUCUUCAAGUUGAAUACAAGCUUCUAUAUCCAAGGAGCUCUAAUUUUGUUGCUAAUCUUCAUUGAUUUUAAAUCCUAAAAUAAUCUUUGUGCUUUCAUUUCACAUUGAAAAAAUAAAUGACUUACUUCUACCCACGUUAAUUUUAAAUCUCUUUCUGAGAAAAAUUUGUAAUAAUGAUUAGAGUGGGUUAUCGUACUUCAUAUCGCUUACCGGUGUACGUUUAAACUCGUUCAACAUAGAUAGAAUAAAGCAAGAAUCUUUCAACAGAUGAUAAAUUGUUGAAAAACCAAUUACUUGUUUGGAAAGUAUCCAGUAUUGAGUUAUUACUCAUUUGUGUAGCCUUCAAAUAUUAUUACAUUCCCAAGAAAUGAUGCGUAACUAAGUCCGUCUACAUAAACGAUUCUUAAAAACGUUCUCAACCAAUUAGAAUGUUUCUAGUAACCUUUCAAGUAAUGCAACCAAAGAUUACAUGGCUAAGAGCGUUCUUGAUAAUCGUAUAUAAAUACGGUCUUACACGUGGUUUAAAACCGAUCAACUAUGAAUAUGAAGCUGGCACUUUUCAAGUUUUGCAAUUUUCAUUAUAAUUUUCUUAGUAGUUUGAGCUACAUUCAAAUACUGAUAUUGUGUUUAAAAUAAGAAUUAUUGAGAAUGUUAAUUUGAUUGAAUUGGAAGAAAUUUUGAAUGAUAUUUCUUAGCGUCAUUAGCAUCUGUUUUAUAAUAACAUAAAACUAAUUAUUAAUAAUAGAGAUUUUUACGUUUGACUGUGAGCUCUAUUCUUCUGAAUUUUAUGUUUAGUUCAGUAUUAUAUAGGAAAAUCGUGGGUCCAGUUGAUUAACUCUAGCGUUUAAUUUGAACAAUUCCAUUUUUCUAUACUGUCUAAACGCCUGUUGAAGCUCUUUAGUAUUCAUUCCAACAUAUUAACCUAUAAUUUGCUAAAUAUAUGUUAUUUAUUACAUCAUAUUCUAAUUCAUUCCUAAGCGGAUACCUCACUUUGUCGUUUGUGGAAAUUGUUCCCGCACGCUUCUCUUGUAAUUACAGUAUUAAUGUUCGAAGAAUGUUCAAUUCUCAAACAACUUAUUUGUUCUAUUCGUACUUGAAGAAUGAAAGACAGUAUUAACUUUACACAACUUGCAAGUUGGAAAUAAUCUGUUGGAUAAUUUUUAUAGAAUUGAAACUGUUAUGAUUAAGUGUAGCCUACUAUUUAUUCAUUCAAAUAUAUAUGUUUAUUCAUUAUACUAUCUCAUUUAAUAGCUCAACUACCCAUUCAACUUGACUUGCAUUAUAAUAUUUUUAUAUUCAUUUCAAAGACAUCACUCAAAUUUAUGUAAUCUACAUACUUGUGUCAUAUUUAUUCAUCAUAUCAUCCAAGUUUAAUAAAUUGUAUUUUCAUCCCACAAUAUUUAGUGAUUAAUAAAAAUUGAAUUAUUAAUUGUUUGUCAAUUUCUCUUUAUUUUCUCUAUUGUGAUAUAGGAUUUUAAAAGCAUGUAUUUGUGAUUUAUUACAAUCAGAAUACUGUAUAGUUGUAUACUAGGAUGUGUAAAAGAUACAAUACAUAUAAGAUUAUCAUGGAAACGUUUUAAUACAAUAAUGUAAUUUAUUUUGGUGUAUACUGCCUGGAAAAUCUAUUAUUGAAAUGUUUAGAUGAUAGUGACGUAUUUUGUAAUACAGUAUUGGAUCAUUAAUAACUAUUCACUUUGAAUUCAAUGGAGUGCAAUUAAAUUUUAUUUACCAAGUUGCAAUCUACACUGAAUAUUGAAUAUAGGUAUCCAAGUUGAAUGCAAAUGUCAUGCAGGUAGUUGUUUGUAGAUCGAAGAGUAUAAUUUCAUCUGGAAUAUUAUUUCUCUCUCAAAUUCACUUUCCGAGAAAAGCUAUUUUCUCAACGGAUUUGUGAGUUCUUGGCAUUCCAGUUCAAAUGCCCAGUUGAAUCUCAAUUCGCGUUUAACACUUUUCAUCCAGCACCAUGAAUUCAUUAAUCUCUAUUGGAAUAUUUCAACUGAUGUGCCAUUCAAUCCGAAACUUGAUGCGUUAGUUCACAUCAAGCCUUAAUUUUUAUAGAUAAAUUCAACAAUAAAACUUACAACAAUUCAACGAUCAAUCAACUCUUAUUUAUUGAAAUUUGCAAUAUCACAAGAAUAUAUUUUGAAAUAGUGAUAGUCUUUUCAAAGACAAUUAUUAUCUCGUUCCUCCAACCUUUAGACAGAUGCGGUAGAUAAUAAUAUAUGUUCUAUGUUGAAACGUUGAUUCUUAGAGUAUAAAUUUUACAGUAGGAUAAAACUAUUAUUCAAGCUAUUUAAUCAUGAUUUUUUUGUAAUUUCCGUUCUCAGUUGGUAUUGAAACCUUUAACUGGGGACGUUAUUCUGAAAUAAGAUAAAAUUCUUCAAUCAAAUGUAUCAAACUCUCCAUUAAUUUACUCAAGCAAUGAACGAAGAAAAUAUUGUUUCUCUAACACAAUUUCUGAUGCAUAUUUAAAUUAUUACUUCAAUUAUUGCAGCAUUGUAAAUCUUUAAUAUUAUUAGUAAUUUAAAUAGUUCUCAAAUGAAUAUGUUUGCUGUGUUUUUCAUGAAAAAAUGAACAUAGGCUUAUUUAUGAAAACCCACUCAUUAUUGGUGCAGAAAGCCUCCAAGUAAAUUGAAGAAUUCAUGUUGUAACAUUAAUUUUUAUUGUUCACCUUGGCAAUAGAUUGUAACUCAUAACUCUGUAAUAAACAGUAAUGACAUUGCUAA